Batrachochytrium dendrobatidis JAM81 is the source of this 924-nucleotide messenger RNA. RefSeq lists its product as uncharacterized. Gene Ontology annotation, molecular function: calmodulin binding. The coding region runs from base 1 to 924 and encodes 307 amino acids. The record is from RefSeq and is a predicted model, not a curated record. Gene Ontology annotation, cellular component: cilium. Gene Ontology annotation, biological process: cilium assembly. The transcript has 2 exons. Lineage: Eukaryota; Fungi; Chytridiomycota; Chytridiomycetes; Rhizophydiales.
AUGCAAAACACCACAUCCACUAUCAAGACUAGAGCUGCUGUAUGUAUCCAGCGACAUGUCCGCGGUUACUUUAUUCGCCAUAGACUACAGCAGGAGCACAAGUCAGCAACCACAAUACAGCGCUUUUAUCGAGGCCAUCAAGUACGGAUAAAGAUGGCACGAACCCUUCAAUUGAAUCCUGAUUCUACUACACAAGAGUUGUCCCGUCGUGUAUCUCGACAAGCUCAAGCUACUAUCAAAUGGAAUGAGCACAGAUACCAAAUACUAAGAAGCACACAUGCGUCUCGUAUUAGUACAGAGUGUGGUAGAGAAAAGGAAAGAGCAGCUAUUAGGUUGCAGGCAUGGUGGAGAGGGGUGUUGUGUCGUCGAUUACACCAAACAUUGAUGUCCAGACGCAGUUUAAAUAAUCAACCAGAUUUGGUUCAAGACAGUCAUUCAUCCCAUAAAUGUGAUUUACAACACAAUCUCAUUGUAGCAACAGUUGUUGAAGAUAUUGUUUUAAAGCUCCGCCAACCGCCUAUCCAGAAUGUGGAUAUGGAGCAACUUAAAACUAAGUUUAGCCAGCUGGAUGCCGAGUUAAAUCUAUACUACGAUCGCAACAAACCAAAGAGUCGUUCGCAGUUGUUGAUGACCGAGUGUCAAAAACGACGGGAGCAUAUUCAAGCCAUGUUACAGAGAGCUCAGGCUAUAGGCUCAGAGUGGCAGGGUGAGGAUUCAGUUAUAAAUGAUCCGAUUCACCCAAAUGUCAUGUCAAGAUGGCGACAUGCACAUCUUGAUGCCUUACGUGCAGCUAAACAGCCAUGGUGGAAACGUGUCCCAGAAAGUUUGUAUUCAACUAAAAAGGAAACGCCAACACAGUAUAGGGUAGAUGAGUGGAUCAACGAGAUCAACCAAGGUCUAGAACCCAGUGGACGUAUUUUUUGA